This is a messenger RNA of Lingula anatina, 1853 nucleotides long. RefSeq lists its product as uncharacterized. The record is from RefSeq and is a predicted model, not a curated record. NCBI's taxonomy places the organism in Eukaryota, Metazoa, Brachiopoda, Lingulata, Lingulida, Lingulidae.
UGGCGAGAGCUUAUAAUAUUAAAUAGGGCGUUUGAGGUAAGAAGCCAGGUGACACAGCGCUAUUUUCCGUUCCUUUCAGUUGCUUUGAUAGUUCAUAGUUCACUCAGUCGACGUGUUCCAACUAGUAAGGGCGGUUACCUGAGUUUUUUUCUUCAGUGACAGCAAAAAUAUAUAACAGGUAUAUGACACCCAGGUUUGUGACCAUAGUGAGUGUUGACUAUGUCACUACUGAGCGAUAUUUCUAUCUUCUGCUACAACUGCUGCUACUGCGCCAUUGUUCUUCUCGACUGUUUACUUCGUGUCGCACUUGGGCGUCGCUUUACGCCGCUCACAGAAGACAGCCUGCUCCGUGAUCUGUCUCUUAACGACCGACGUCUGCUGUUCUCUGACAAUCUUACUGGGCGCUGGUGGUACCAGGGGUUCACUCAACUGUUGAAAUGUUACCGUGAAGAUGCCACCUGCUCGGUGGACGGGAGGAUGGGAAUAGAAAGGAGAUUGAAAGAAAUAUUAAAUAACAGACUUGCUAUAUCAAGACGACUACCGAAUGUGGAUUUGACCAAGUGCCCUAUCAAGGAGCCUAUUUUCAUCAUUGGGCCAAUGCGGACGGGGACAACGUACCUGCAGAACUUGCUGUACCAGGACCCGCGAAACACUUCGCCACUCUUCUACGAGUUGAUGUGCCCCGUGGAGGAGAACACAGAUGCAGUGAACGCUGGGAAAGAUCCGCGUGUUCUCAUGUUUAGUUUCUUUUUAGAUGUCGCAUUACGAGGUAAACGAAUGUUUAAAAACAUUCACAACGUCCAGGCCAAGAGUCCUCACGAGUGUUUCCAUUUGUUCAACAAUAUGGGGAUAUUUAAGUUUUACCAAGGGGUGAUCGGUAACACUGGGCCAUAUAGAGACUGGGUGCGCGCUCGAACCAAGGAAGAGAUGGUGGAAGCCUAUCGUUUCCAUCGAUUGCAACUUCAGCUUAUUCUUUUAGCAAGAAAUUCAGCAAGCCAUGACCAGCACGUCAUUCUGAAAGAUUCCAUGCAUGGGCUGUACCUGGACGCAAUCCUGGCGGUGUAUCCGGACGCAAUGUUCAUUCACACCUACCGCAAUCCAUGCAAAUCACUCGCAUCCGUUUGCUCGUUGUUUCAGCACCACACCACUUGUGCCUACGACCCCAAAGAUAUAGGAAGAGACGUCCUAGACGACCCCCUGUUACACGCGGGGAACGAAAUCCUAGAAUUCAGAAAGAACCACCCUCAUCAAGAACACAGAUUCGUCGAUAUAGACUACGAACAUCUUGUGAGAGCGCCCAUAGAUACAGUGAGACAGAUUUAUGAUAAGUUUGGGCUCGAUCUCAGCGAGCAAGCUGAAGCGAAGAUGAAGGAGUAUAUAAAAGAAAAUCCCCAAAAUAAAUAUGGUCGUCACCAUUACGACCUGGAGCCGUACGGAUUGAAGGAGGAGGAAAUAUUUGAGAAAUUUCGAGAUUAUAUUGAAAAUUUUAACAUUCAGUGCUAACUUCAUAACGGAAUAAUAUAAACUAUUGAUAUGUCUUAAUUAGAAAAAUUUAGAAAAAUAACACUGAAUUCCAAAAAACUGAGAAAAGCAUCGAACUAUAAGAUUGCACAUAAUAGUUCACAAUGUCGAGUCAUGGUGCCUAUACGACCUACAUUUGUACCAUAGGCAUACCUGAUCCAGUAUGUACCUAUACCAGCUAUAUAAAGAUGUUCGGAAAAAUUUUAGUAUUACCAGAAUUAUUGUCAAAGCUAAAGUCUUUUUAAAAGACAUAUUACGGUUGAAAAAUUGAUUAAAAUACUAAAUUGUCAGGGGGAGUCCUGACCCACCCCACCUUCGGUUUCUGGAAAAUA